Molecule: messenger RNA, 5583 nt
Organism: Patiria miniata (bat star)
Lineage: Eukaryota; Metazoa; Echinodermata; Asteroidea; Valvatida; Asterinidae
Gene: msh3
Product: DNA mismatch repair protein Msh3-like
Exons: 22
Coding region: 142-3606 (1154 amino acids)
Biological process (GO): mismatch repair; mitotic recombination
Cellular component (GO): nucleus
Molecular function (GO): mismatched DNA binding; ATP binding; ATP-dependent DNA damage sensor activity
Source: RefSeq, a predicted model, not a curated record
AUUAAUAUUUUGCAAAGCAAACUCAUGACAGCACUCCGGCUGCAGCGCAUGGCGACGAUGACUACGCUGUCGUACUGGACUGGUGGAGACUGACGUGAAGAACUUUUAAUUAUUUAGGUUUUGGUUGGUAUACGCCUAAAAAUGUCGAAAUUGAAUCUGUCCAAGCUGAACGCGCUUAAGAAGACAUCUAAAGGUGCCGACACCGUGAAGUCGGCCGAAAAGAAGAAGCAAGUGUCAAUUUCUAGGUUCUUUACGCCGGCGAAACAGCAGCGCCUGUCCGAUGUCAUUAUCGAUGUGGACUCGUCAUGUUCGUCAAAUAAGGAGAGAAAUGGUACCGAGGUUGAGGUGCCAUCUCCUUUCAGGAAACGAUCUCAUGUCUCACCCAGCCAGGAAGAGACAUCAGGCAACAAAAGACAGAGAAUUCAAACAGAAACUGAAAUCAGUCCCAUCUCAAGCCACACCCAGCACAAGUUGAACAGCUUCAAGUCCGGUAUGCACCAAGACCCCAUCAACUCAGAGAUGCCUGUCGUCAACAUCAGCCACAAUUCUGCCAGCCUCAAUCCAACACAGGACAGCGAAACAGUACAUACAUGUGGGGGUCAAAACUUGGGCCAAAGAUUGACGAAUGAGGAAGCAUCGGGAGAUCGGAACGAAGCAGACAGCGAUGAAGAUUUUUCAAACAUUGUGUCAUCAUCCAAGUACAAUCCCCACCCGUCAUCACAGUGUGAGAAUACACCCUCCUCAUCCCUGGCGGAAAGAUUUAAGUUCGGCUCGCACAAAGGAGGCAAAGCCUGCGCCGAGGAAGGCAAAGCAACUUCCAGGAUGUCACCAAAGGAGGGUCCCUUGAGGGGCGUAAAGUACACCCCUCUGGAACUGCAGUUUCUGGAGAUCAAGAAGCAGUACCCCGAUGCCUUGUUGUUUGUGGAGUGUGGCUACAAGUAUAAAUUCUUCGGGCAGGAUGCUGAGAUUGCAGCCAAAGAACUUAACAUCUUCUGCCAUCCAGACCACAACUUCAUGGUGGCCAGUAUCCCCGUCCAUCGCCUCUUUGUCCACACCCGGCGACUGGUUGCCAAGGGCCACAAAGUGGGUGUGGUCAAGCAGACGGAGACCGCCGCGUUGAAGGCGGCCGGGGACAACAGGAGUGCUCCCUUUCAGAGAAAGCUGUCCGCUCUGUACACCAAGUCCACGCUGAUUGGAGAAGAUGUGGACCCCGUGAUCGGCAGUCUUGCGUCUGAUCCCACUGACGGUGAGGUAUCGUCUGUCGUCCCUAGCAACUACCUACUUUGCCUCAGCGAGUUCACUAAACCCAGCAGCAAGGCACGCAAGAAUGCCAGUGUGGAAUUUGGAGUCGUGGCCAUCCAGCCUGCUACGGGCGACAUCAUCUAUGACAGUUUCCAUGACAACGACCAUCUGAGCGAGUUGGAUACCCGCAUUCAUCACAUCCAGCCGGUCGAGCUCUUGCUGCCCACUGUCUUGACGGAGAAAACGGAGAAGCUAGUACAAGACAUUGUCUCAAGCAGCACAACUGAGGAUGACCGCAUCCGCAUCGAGAGAAUGGACAAUGAGCAUUUUGACUACAGCGAAGCCUUGGAUGUUGUCACCGCAUUCUACAGCCUCGAGGACGAGAGGGACGAAGAGCAGGAGACGGAGAAAUGGAAGCAACGCAGAGAUUGUGCAAACAGAAAGCUUCAAGAGGUCAUCAAUCUACCAGUGCCGGUCAUCUGUUGUCUGGCCGCUCUGCUCAGAUACCUGAAAGAGUUCAACCUCCAUCGAGUCCUGAAAAUGACCAGUAACUUGGUAUCUUUCUCGGCUAGAAAUCAGUGCAUGAAGCUGGACGCCUGCGCACUACGAAAUCUGGAAAUAUUUAAAAAUCAGACGGAUGGAUCCGGAAGAGGGAGUCUCUUCUGGGUCCUUGAUCACACCAAGACUAGGUUUGGCAGCCGGCUGCUACGAAAGUGGCUGGCAAUGCCGCUGAUGGAACUCAGCAACAUCCAGUGUCGCCAGGAUGCCGUGGAGGAACUAAUGCACUCGGACUGUGAGGCAAUGAGUCGGGCCAGGGAUCUACUGAGCAAGGUACCAGACCUGGAGAAAGGCAUCUGCAGUAUCUAUCAUAAGAAGUGCUCGUCAGCGGAGUUCUACACUGUUGUCAAGUCCCUAAGCAAGCUAUGUCACACGUUGAGCUCCUUGCAGCAGCUGGCCAAGCGAGAAAUGACCUCGGAGCUCUUAAAGGUCAUCUUCACAGAGACGCCGUCACUGCUUGAAGGAGUGAAUGAAUUCCUUCUUUCCAUCAACGAGAAAGCAGCAAAGGAUGGGAAUAAGACUGAGCUGUUUUGUGACACAUCUCCUUUCCCUGGUGUGGAACGCUGUCAGAGAAGCAUCAGUGAAGUUCUCCAGAAGAUACAAGACCAUCGAAGGGAAGUUCGAAAGGUUCUCCGAAAGCCAACCCUGGAGUAUGUCACUGUAUCCGGAAUGGAGUUCCUGAUUGAAGUAAGGAACAUCUUGAUCAAGGAAGUGCCCAGCAACUGGGUCAAGAUCAGUUCGACGAAGCAGGUGACGCGAUUCCACAGUCCAUUUCUGGUGCAAGCCUACAAGACAUUGUCUCAGUUACGGGAGCAGCUUGCUGUUGAGUGCCAAAGAGCUUGGCUCCAGUUCCUGGAUUUAUUCGGUGACCAUUAUUUUGCCUAUCGGAAAGCCAUCCAGCAUCUUGCAGCUUUAGACUGUCUAUUCUCAAUGGCCGAGUUAGCUCAGCAGGAAGGAUAUUGCAGGCCAGUAUUCAAUGAAGAUGGUCCCUCUAUUCAUAUUGAGAAUGGUCGACAUCCUGUCGUUGAUACACUGUUGGGUGAACAAGAGCAGUACGUGCCAAACAGCACCGCCCUGCAGGGGUCAGGUCAGCGUUGUAUGAUCAUCACCGGUCCCAACAUGGGCGGUAAGAGCAGCUACAUCCGGCAGGUAGCGUUGAUUACUAUCAUGGCUCAGAUUGGCUGCUGGGUACCGGCGGAGUCGGUCAGCCUAGGCGUGGUGGAUGCUAUCUAUACAAGAAUGGGCGCCUCUGACAACCUGGCGCAGCAUCGCAGCACUUUCAUGGUCGAGCUACAAGAAGCCUCGGACAUUCUGAGCCGAGCCACUCCACGGAGCCUGGUCAUUCUGGACGAGCUGGGCCGGGGGACCAGCACCCACGACGGUGUGGCCAUCGCGCUGGCCACAGCGAGACAUUUCAUUCAAGAGGUGCAAUGUCUGUUACUGUUUGUAACCCACUACCCACCAUUAGCGGAGCUGGAGAGGCAGUUCCCAGACCACGUGACCAACUAUCACAUGUCAUUCCUGCUACAUGAAGAUGAAAAAGAAAAAGAUGACACAGUGGACAUCAUUACUUUCUUGUACCAACUGGUACCCGGCAUGGCGGCUAGAAGUUACGGUCUAAACGUCGCCAGACUUGCGGAGAUCCCCGCAGAGGUCAUCAAGAUGGCCGCCGUGAAGUCACAUGAUCUGGAGGAGGUUGUCUUGGCAACCAGAGCAAAAAGAUCAUCUUUUGUCCAAUUGUGGGGAUGCUCGUCAGAAAACACCAAGAACACCAUAACCAAUUUUUGUACAUCAAAACAAGCAUAAUUGAGCAUGUUAUGGUGUUAUACCGACACGUUUUUUUAAAGUCGCUUCAUUUUUUAAGCAUUAUUAGUUGCGCAUAUUAUUCCAGGCUCUAUGGGCUCCGUGCGCCAAUGAAGAGGGCGCCCUUUUACCUAGCAACGACGUCCUAUGGGCUGGACAUUUAGUUGGUUGACGCGCACCGUUCCUUGUGUGUGAUGUAUGUACACCAGGGGAUUUGUACUAUGUACACGCAGUGGUACCGCCGCGCGUCGAGGCAAACUUGCAGUCAGGCAAGAUGGCGUCGGUCGGUCACCCCUAACUGUACUUUCUUUGCCGGUGAGGGGGUACUCAUGAACGGAGCGGAUAUCGGCAUAAUCUGACCUUUUAUGGUGCAUUACGGUUUUAUAAAACAUAAUCAAGAACUUUUAAGACCACAUCUGUUAAUAGAGCAUGUUCUUAACUUCUUUGAUAUUUUUGGGAUACACUUGUAAAUUCAUUCAUAAUCUCCGUUUAUCGUUUUGAUUUUUCAGUAAAGACUCGUUGGGAAAAGGUUGUCUUUUCAUCGAACUGAUUCUGAAACAGUUAUAUUGACCAGAAAGCAAAUAUUCAUCUUUUGAAUGUGAAUAAAAUUGAAAUGUGAUCGAUUAGAUCUCAAAUCACUUUUGAGUCAAGUUUACGUCGGAUCACAAGACAGGUCGCAAAUAACAGUACUAUAUAGAUGAAUGACAAACGAAUGCCUGAAUUUUUCACAGGUCAUUCGAACCGCGUGCCACUGUUUCAUAUUUUUUUAUUCAUUCAUUCUUUUAUUUUACAUAUAAUUGGUGUUUACACAAUAUAUACGAAAAUAAAAAAUAAACGUGGAUGGGGGUCUCCAAGAAGCAAAUGCUUGUCGAGUAGGUACCCCCAUUAAUAUUAAUUGACAAUUACAUGUACAUAUUGUAUUGACACAAAAAAACACAUAUACAACAAAAAGGACAAUAAGUCUUGUAACCCUAUGGGCCUUAUUCCGAGUUGGCCAUUUUUGUCAAGUUCCCUGAAUGUAUUUCAUUAAUUGUUAACUGUUAGUGGGAUGGUGCCAGACUUUUUUAUGCAGGCACAAUGCAGCCUUAUUUUAGUGCCAUUUUUUUUUUUAAAUAUGGCUUUAAACAUAAGAGAAUGUUUACUUACACUGUUAAAUAAUUCAUUGAAGCCGACUGGAAUUUAUUAAACAUUAAGUUGCUUUCAUUUCUCUUCGCAAGUUCCAAAAAUUACUUUCAAUUCCAUAUGGCCGACUCGUGAAUAAGGCCCAUGAGACAUGUAAACAAGUAGACUAAUUUUUUAGUAUAUACUCAUCAGUAAGUAGUUUGGCCUUAUUUUUUUGUUUAAAUAAUGGAAGAGUCAAUUUUUUUUUUUAUAGAAACAUCUAGGGAAUUCCACAACUUGGGGCCCUCAUUUUUCAAGUUGACUGUAUUUUGGGCGAGAGUCGUACGAGCAAAGGAUUGACGAAAUGCUGGUGCUUUUGUUCACUUUUUGUAAACAUGGAAUAGAUGAAGUUGGGUAAACUUUUUAAAGGCCAGAUGACUUUUGUUUUGUACUUGUGAUGAAUUGAAAACAACAUUGGCAUUAAAAAACAAUACAAUUAUAUAGAGAAAGUAACACUUUAAAGACUAAUCAAACUUAAAAUGAACAUGGCAUUAGCUUUCGUAACUACAGCUACUUCAUAAGAUGUAAUUAAAAAAUUGUGUAUUAUAGAAAAUAGGCUUGUUUGUGCUUUCGGUUUGCGUUUUUACAUUGCCGUCUUAGGCAUGGUCUGCUACGAAAAGUUCACGCGCGAAUUAAGUUGUCACAUUACUUACUGCAAUGUAUGCUUUGGGUUCAUACUUUAAUGUCAUCAAAUCAAACGACCUUUGGCAUCCAAGGUCACCACAAGAGGGCCCACUCUAUACCAACUCCUUAACUGACGUGAUUUUGUCUAACUUUUGUGGGGGUUUUUUCUUAAUGGCAAAAACAUUUCAAAAAAAA